AUGAACAGAUAAUUAUACGCUAAUAAUAUGAAUACAAAUAAUUAAUACUCCAGCAGCGCUACAACAAACAACUAAAACUAGUUUCCCUCAUCGAAUAAUUCUCUUUCGAAUUAAAGUGCUCAUUAGGGUAUGAAGGAGCUAAGCUAAUAAAAUAAUGUGAUUCUUUAUGGAAUUCAUAAAAAGUUGGUGAAUGAUACCAAAUAAAUGCACUAAGAUUAAUGUCAGCAUUAAUAUUAAAAUACAUAACAAUCAUUUUAACGUCACACCCAAAAUGAUAUACCGUAAUUGGGGAAUUUUCAUCCAACUUUCUAAAACUCCUAUUCUAGUGACCAAACAAACCCCUUUAUUGGAGGGUCUCUUAAUAAUAUCCAUGAUAAUGUCUAAGAUGAUCAUAUCGGAUCAUAUUGUGAUAGGAACACCAGCACUUAAAAUUUAUAGUAUAUAAACAGAUUGUAUAACUUUGAUCGAGCAGAAUAACAGACACCAUAAUAUACCUUAUUUAGUGACUCUGAAAAUUAAUAUUUUUUGGAAACUCCACUCUACUCUUAUUAAAGGUUAAAUACUUAAACCGAUCAGAGUUAUGAUGUCCCUGAUGGUCAUUUUAAACAUUAAGGAUUCAACAUUAAUUAUGAAUAGAACAAACAAAUUUAAAAUUUUUACUCUUCAUAAACACAGCAAAACAGCGCAUAUCCUGACUAAGUUCAAGAAAAAAGUGAGCAACAAUACUCUGAAACUACAGAUUAUUUUUCAAGAGAUAAUAUUUUUGAAAAUUCUUGUAUGUGUGACUAAUCAAAUUUAAAUUAGAUUAGAAAAGGGGAAUAUAAAUAGUUAACUCAUCCUUAUAAUAUUAGCGAACCUACUUUUUAAAGCAGUAAUUAUAAUCAUAACAGAGAAGAGUCUAACUUUUUGGCUUCAAAUGAAAACAAUGACAUAUUUUAAAAUAAAAUUGAAGAUUUGCAAUUAGAAAAUUAAAGUUAUUUUAACAAUACUAACUAUAUAAAAGAUAAAUAUGAUUUUCACGAAAACAGAGCAUCUAACUCUCCAUUUUAGAAUGGGAAUUACAACGAUGAAUCAUGUUCUAAGAGUGAAUAAUCAGAUGAAUAAUUUUUAAUGAAUCAUGUUUUUGCUGAAAAUUCUUAAUCAAAUAUAAUGGAUGAAAAUGCCUGUUAAAAAUAAAUGCAAAUAAAUCAAAAAGAUAAUCACUAAUUUUAAAUAAAACAAGAAAUAAUGGGUAAAAAUGGUACUUAAGAGUAUUAAAAACCAUUAAAAUUUGCUAAAUAAGAUGUAUAAUAAAUGGAAAAUUAUGGAGAUUUAGCAAAAAAAUGGGACGCCUAAAUAAACUCUAGCUAAAUUAAAUUUACAGAAGAAGACUAACGUUUAAAAAAAUAAAUAAACAGUGAUACAAAAUAAUCUUUUUUAACUUAAUAAACCAAUCAAAUUUAUUAAAGCGCAAAAGAAGAAUAAAUCUAAAAAUCAGAAACCGCUUUGAAUUAAGAAAAUUAAAAAUCGUCAUUAUUAAUUAAGGAAAGUGAUUGUUGCUAAAAAUAGUAAGAAGAAAACUUUGAUAUUAUUCAUUUGGACAAAAAGAAUAUUGUUAGGAAUUUAAUUCGAGCUUUUAUCAGGUUUCUUUUCAGUAAAUCUUCUUUUCCGCACAUUCAUAAGACAUAUUUUUCAAAUAUCACAGAAAAUGAAUCAAAAUAACAGCUAAAAAAAUAUUUUACAAAAAAAAAGUUUAACAAUUAUGUUAUUAAGCAAAUAGUUCAGCACUAAUUGUAUGGGAAUAUUUUUAAAUUUUUCCUUGAAAAAGAGGCAAUGAAUUACUUAUAGCAUUCGAAUGUCAAAUGCAAAUAAAAUCAUGAAAGAUUUAUUUAGUUUUUAGUAAAAUGCUAUGAUGAUUAUAACCUUUUAGAAAAUUUAGAAUGUUAUGUUAAAAAUAAAAAAGUGUGA
Molecule: messenger RNA, 1947 nt
Organism: Tetrahymena thermophila SB210
Lineage: Eukaryota; Ciliophora; Oligohymenophorea; Hymenostomatida; Tetrahymenidae
Exons: 3
Source: RefSeq, a predicted model, not a curated record